AUGGCUUCCUUGACCGAAACGUCGUUUGUCUCUUUGACGCCUCCACUUAUCGACGAGAAGGCGAACUGUUCCACGGUCACGAUCGAAGAAACUAUGCUGUCAGCCGAAGGCAGCAUCGCAUUGACAGAUGAGAAUGUUGUUCCUACUCCAAAACCGACUGAGCAAAAGAGUGCUUUCACUCCACUCAUUUCCGAACGAGCUGUGGACCAGCCGCGCCCUCUCAAGGUCAUUUACAUCGGCGCGGGCAUCUCCGGAAUUCUUGCCGCUAUCAAAUUCCGUCAAGCCGUGCCUGACUUGGACCUAACAAUUUAUGAAAAGAAUCCUGACCUUGGGGGAACUUGGUAUGAAAACCAAUACCCGGGCUGUGCAUGUGACGUUCCAUCACACUGUUACCAGUUGAGCUUUGAAUCAUGGACGGGCUGGAGCCAUUUCUUCUCCGGCGCAGAGGAGAUCCGAGAGUACUGGAACCGAGUUGCGCACAAGUACGCUGUUCGGGAGCACAUCAAGUUUCAGAGUCGCUGCGUCGGAGCGCGCUGGAAUGACUCGUUGGGAAAGUGGUUUGUGCAGAUAUUUGACGAAACGACCGGAUCAGUAUUUGAAGAUUCCGCCGAUGUCUUCAUGACAGGAACCGGACUAUUGAACGACUGGAAGUGGCCAUCGAUCCCUGGUCUGCACAGUUUUAAGGGCAAGUUGCUCCACAGUGCCUGCUGGGAUAACACUUAUGACAUGGAGGACAAGAACAUCGCUGUUAUUGGUGCUGGUAGCAGUGGUAUCCAGAUUGUGCCCGCUCUCGUUGACAAAGUCAAGGGUAUGGACCACUAUGUCCGCGGCAAGACCUGGAUUUCCAACCAACAUGGCGGAGAGCGUCUGGCAACACGCACAAAUGGCAAAGGCGGCAACUUCGCUUAUAACAACGAGGAGAGGCAGGCCUGGCAGAACGAUCCUACCUCAUACAUUGAGUACCGCAAAGAGCUUGAGUACGAGAUGCAGACGCUAUACCCCAAGUCCCAGAGAGGCAGCAACCUGCAGAACUCUUCUCGAGCUCAGUACCAAGCCGACAUGGAACGGAGAUUGAAAGACAAACCAGAGCUUCUGGAUGAUCUGCUCCCGGACUUUCCUCCACUUUGCAAACGUCUCACCCCAGGACCAGGCUACCUGGAGGCGCUGACUUCACCCAAAGUCAACGUUAUAACGACAAGUAUCGCGGCCAUUAACGAGACCGGUGUUGUCACUUCGUGUGGGAAACAUCGGCAGGUUGAUGCUAUUGUGUGUGCCACUGGGUUUGAGACAAACCCUGGAGGCGGGUUCCCCAUCAUCGGCCGACACGGAGUGAAUCUACGUGAGAAGUACAGUCAACGCCCGGAAACCUAUCUCGGUCUUACAACCAGCGGAUUCCCAAAUUUCUUCCAGUCUCUUGGACCGAAUUCAUUCCAGGGUGCAGGAAAUCUGCUCAUCACAAUGGAGCAGGUACACGCCUAUGUUGCAGAGAUCAUGUCCAGGAUGGCCUAUGACAAUAUUGGACUUGUCGAGGCGAAGAAGUCACAAGUUGAGAAUUUCACAAGGUUCUGUGAGAAGUACUUUGAGCGCACUGUUUACAGUGCUGAAUGUGCAAGUUGGUACAAGUCCUCGCCACCGGGAUCAUCUCCCGAAGAGCGAAAGAAAGGUCGCGUGACUGCCUUGUGGCCUGGCAGCAGUCUGCAUGCUCUAAAGGCGCUGAAGAAGGUGAGAUGGGAGGAUUAUGAUCUACACCCGUAUGAUGGCAAUGAAUUUGGUUGGUUUGGAAAUGGAUGGAUAGUGGAUGAGAAGAAGCCCCAGAUCGACGGCGCAGCAAUCACCGGCUACUUGAACUAUACGGAAUUCGUGGACGGAAUAGAUACGAAGGGUAGUGAUGCCUAA
Molecule: messenger RNA, 1896 nt
Organism: Penicillium mononematosum
Lineage: Eukaryota; Fungi; Ascomycota; Eurotiomycetes; Eurotiales; Aspergillaceae
Product: flavin-containing monooxygenase
Exons: 3
Coding region: 1-1896 (631 amino acids)
Molecular function (GO): NADP binding; flavin adenine dinucleotide binding; N,N-dimethylaniline monooxygenase activity
Source: RefSeq, a predicted model, not a curated record